CUUGAAGGCAGAUUCUUACAACAGCGACUCCGAGGGAAUCCAAGCUACCCCCUACUCCCAGUGACAUCCGUUACUGCCGCGCCCUAUCAGCCAACAGUCGUGCCUGAGGAUCGACAACCCUCCUGAUCCAUUGGGCCUCUAGAAUCGCACCAAACCACCUGCGAUGCGUCCGCAAGACACUAUACAAUCGCUCUGAUCGCCAUUUCAACUCUGCGCGCGCUCUGUUUGUCUAAAACUCCCGGUAUAUCGCCAUGCCUUCUAUACUUACCGACGCCGACAAGGAAAUCGUCAGGAGGACUGUUCCCAAGCCUGCGAACAAAAUUCUUGCUGUAGCUGUUGCACGCCUCUACGUUGCAUAUCCGGAUCCUCAAAGAUGGACUUAUACUGGUUUACAAGGUGCUGCCGUGCUGGCAAAUGACCUAGUUGGCCGGACCUUCUGGCUUAAGUUGGUGGAUAUAUCGCCUGCAGGAAGGGGAGUUAUCUGGGACCAGGAGAUCUACGAUAAUUUCGCAUAUAACCAGGACCGCACAUUCUUCCACACCUUUGAACUCGAGGACUGCCCCGCUGGGUUCUCUUUCGCCGACGAAAAAGAGGCUAAGACCUUCAUCAAGAAGGUCCACGAGCGGGAGAAGCAUGCGAGCAAAGAGACUCGGUUGACACCCUUUGCGUCGACUCGUGGCCAGGGCCCAGCCCCAGUCGUCAAUGGCAAACAUGGCGUGGGUCGAUCGUUGUUCGGCAGCUUGCUUGGGCAUCGCUCGUCGUCCGGGUCUCACGCUCAAAUGGUUACGCCUGCGGAACUACCACCUGCACCUUCGAUUCAGAUCGCCCCCCCGCCGCCCGCCGCCAGCCCGCCACGUAAGGAGUUGCCUUUCGAUACUAGCGACCCCGCAUGGAAGGGACUACUAGAUGAACUUCUGCAGAUGGGAAUCACAGAGGACCAGAUAGCGGAGAAUUCUGAUUUUAUCAAGGCCUAUAUUGAGCAGAAACAGGGCGCUGCUGGUUCCGACUCCAGUCCAUCUAUUGCUGAAGAUCAGAGGCGAGGAAAGGCUCCUCCUCCGCCUCCCCCAUCUGCACCACCAGCUCCGAAAGUGGCAGCCCUCAGUCCGCAGAACACUGGAAAUAGUGGUGGCAGCAGGCGCGGCGCUCCUCCGCCCCCUCCUCCGUCGCGCAGAACUCGGACUGAUGUCGAUGACGAACCUGCCACGCCUGCAUCAAAUCGCGAGCCUUCGCCCCCAAGAAACCGCUUCCGUGCCCCUCCACCUAUUGCGGAUGCCGGUAAAUUUGCCCACAUAGCGGCAUCCGUGGCCCCUGGUCGUCAGCGAGCAAUGUCCAGCACAAACCCAGGCCCUCCUCCUCCCCCGCGGCCUCCAAAGACGCCAAUGGAAGAAAAUCACUCUCGCUUUGGUAUUCCACCUCCGUUCGAAGGAGUGCGAAAGGUGUCUGCUCCGCCGGCACCACCCAGCCGCAGCCCCUUACCUUCUGCACCUCCGCCGCCGCCUCCGCGCACUAUGAGUCCUGCGGCGCCGCCCCAACUACCACCCAAAAUCCCCAAUGCUGCAGCCCCAGGUCCCCCACCACCUCCUCCAAGAAGUCCGGCUUCAGUACCCCCGCCUCCUCCACCUGUGCCUUCCAGCUCCCGGCCGAUUCCACCGCCACCCACGAGUGCUGCUGUUCCGCCGCCCCCUCCCCCACCACCACCACCACCAUCGUCAAGCGUGCCUCCUCCCCCGCCGCCCCCGCCUCCGUCCAGCACGGGUCCGCCUCCCCCUCCGCCGCCGCCACCCGCACCAGGCGGUUUUGCUCCCCCUCCUCCCCCUCCUCCCCCUCCUCCAUCUGGAUCUGGCGCUCCUCCACCCCCACCACCCCCUCCUGGAGUUGGCGCUCCUCCACCUCCACCCCCUCCCGGGGCUGGCGGUCCUCCGCCCCCACCCCCGCCAGGUGGUGCCGCCCCACCGCUGCCUGCUCCUGAUGUAGGUAGGAAUGACCUCAUGGCUGCCAUUCGAGCAUCUGGAGGUAAGGGAGGUACUGGCUUGCGGAGGGUCAAAGAUUCGGAAAAGAAAGACCGAAGUGGUGCCUUUGUGCCCGGCUCUAGCGAGUCAGCUGCGGCCACACCAAGUACUGGAAGCGCGCCUCAAGGAGGUUUGGCUGGAGCUUUGCAAGACGCCCUGGCUAAGAGAAAGCAGAAAGUCAGCGGUAGCGGUAAGUACAUGUCUACUUUACUAUGCGCUCCUUGCGGUAUACCCAGUGCUGAUUUCUAUCGACAGAUGACGAAAAGGAGGACGAUGAUGAUUGGUGAUAGCUGCGUCGUAUCUACCUUUCCAAUGAUUUCUUCUGGCGUUGCAAUGCAUUGAGCAUAUUUGUUCGCGCCGGAUACCUUUGCUCAAUAUCGUUUCUUGCUGAUUAUUGCGCUUGUUGCGCGGUUGGCCGGUAAGUGUCUUUGCAAGACUGUCCAUGCGCAAUGCAGCUAUACUUCCUGAUCGGAAGAUUGUGGCUUCUUGAACGCAUUGCACUACUUUAUUCUAUAGACAAAAAUUCGGACUCUGGCAUCUCGUUAUGCCGUAUUAAGACUAGACA
Aspergillus uvarum CBS 121591 is the source of this 2574-nucleotide messenger RNA. Its product is annotated as WASP family protein. Gene Ontology annotation, cellular component: actin filament; cytoplasm. The transcript has 3 exons. NCBI's taxonomy places the organism in Eukaryota, Fungi, Ascomycota, Eurotiomycetes, Eurotiales, Aspergillaceae. Gene Ontology annotation, biological process: actin filament polymerization. The coding region runs from base 252 to 2351 and encodes 699 amino acids. Gene Ontology annotation, molecular function: actin binding; microtubule binding. The record is from RefSeq and is a predicted model, not a curated record.